AUGAAGAACGAUGUUGAAAAGGAAGCGGGAUCGUAUAUUUUACGAAGUUAUGGUGAAUUUUUCAAGAAACAAUAUCAAGAUUAUACCUCCCUAUUACAAGAACAAUAUAAAAGUGAAAAUAAAACAUUUUCGCCCAUAGAAGUUGUUAUGGAAUCACACGAGCUUAUCGCGACUAUUGACUUGGUAGCGUCAGACAACACAGUGAUUACAAAAGUUUUAAGUGUUUUAUCAUCACUAUGUGUGGAAGCUCAUAUUUUAAAAAAUGAGGCAUUCAAAAGGCAUUUCAAAUUUUUGGCAGUAUAUGAUGAAUAUAGUGAAAGUGAUAUCUCCUUACAAAUGGAAUCAAUAUGUCAUUUAAGUUCAUUUAUAAGUCGUUGUAAUGAAACUCUUAGUAAUAUCUGUAGUCAAAUUUUUGCCAUUUUCAAUGAAAACAUUUUUAAUCUUAAUGGAAUUCAAUGGCAUUUUUUGAUUAACAAAAUUGGAGAGAUUUUUACAAUUCUAGUUAUAACUGAAUUGCUUAUAUCAAGAUGUUCUUUGGCAUCUAAUUGGAAUAAAUUCAGUCAAAUUCUAAAAACUCAAAAUGCAAAGGAUGAUUAUAUGGACAUUAAAAUUGAGAAAUUCAAAGUUUUAAUAGCUGCUGUCAACAGUAUAACAACAAAACUAAUGAAUGAUGAUAUAGUUCAAAAUUCUCUUAAUAAUUUACUUAUUUUAAGAAAAAAAGAUUUAAUGGCAAAAAAUUGUUCACUAGUCUCAGCAGAAUUUAUGCUGUACAUAAGACAUGCUAUCCUCAAUCUAGACAAACUUGCACAGGAUAAACCGAAUAGUGAAACUAUGUACAAGUGCAUAAAAAUAAAUACAUUAUUUGUAUUAACUUCAUAUUUAUUUGGCAAUAAUGAAAAGAAAGUAUUCAAGAGCUUGAUGGAAUUAAAUACAAAGGCACACAGUAUUUUCAUUAUGGGCACUGUUAUUUGGUUUCCUGAUCAAUUUCUUCAAAGAUUUGUUCCUUCACUUUGUGGCAAUUAUAAGAAACUAUCCCAAACUAUGCAAAAGUCACGUCAGUCUUACAUGAACACUAAAAAAAUAACUUUAACUAAAGAUGUCAUGUAUCUUCAGAGUGUAAGCUCGCAGUGGAUAUUGAUAGUGGAGGAGCUUUUUUCUAGCAACAAUAAACUCAGUGCAGCAGAUAUGUCAUUACAUGCAAAAACUCUACUGGAAGGGCUUGAUAUUGCCGCUAAUAUAAAUUGGUCAGUGUUGUCUUUUAUUAACCUCCAUCUUUCACUUGGGAUUGCGUUAUCAAAAAACAUGUUGAUGUCAUUAUUUGAUAUCAUGGACAUUCUUAAAAGUUUGUGGAACACUGUAAGCAGAAAUUAUAAUGAAAUAAUAAAUUCCAUUUCAAUGAUCAUCCAACAUCUUACAUAUCAAGCAGUAUCUUCAAUUCUUGAAAUAAAGAAGUCAUUGAUUAGUGAUAAAAAAUAUGCUAAUAAAAGAUUAGAUGAACUUACGUGCAUUGUAAUUGCAGAACAAGCCAUUAAAGGUGCUUCGACUUUUGAACGAAACAUAGCUACGAACAUCGCCCUUAAUUUUGUACCAGAAACUACUUAUAUAGAAGACAGUUAUGUUAAACUAAGUUUGCUACUGGAAAAAAUUCAAAUCUUAUCAAACUUUAUUAAAAGCAUGAAGCAAUAUUGUAAUUGUUCCUGGUUAUUGUGGCAUCAAAAUAUAAUAUCUAUAUAUUUUGAGCAAAACUUCAGCAUGCAACUGCAAUCUGUUAAACUAAAGUUUUUUUUAAUGGUAUUAGAUGAUUGUGUAAUGCUAUUGCAAGAAACGGACAAACAGUAUGGAGGCGACAAGUCUUCAGAUUUCAAAAAUAAAGUGAAACUGAUUAUUGAUGAAUCAGUUUUGCAAAAUUUAGGUCAAAGCAUUGAAACCAACCUUCGACUUCACAUACAUUCACAUUUGCAGUUGGAUGUAGUAAAUCCGUUAACAUUUGAUAUGAUAAAGAAAACUUUACUUCUUUUGGACAGUCUUCGAUUACAUAAUUUGUAUAUGUCAGUUGCGCCUUCUGUGGAACAAUAUUUAUCCAAAACGUACUACAACUUGACUACCGUGGUGCUGUCGGACUGGAAAACGUAUGGGGAAAUGCGUCAAAUGGCAAAAAUGAAAUUUAACAUUAAGACAAUACAAGACAAUCUUCCGACGCAAACAUUGGAACAAGGCCUAGAUGUGCUAGAAAUCAUGCGUAAUAUUCAUAUUUUCGUUUCUAAAUACCAAUACAAUCUUAACAAUCAAAUUUUUAUAGAAAAAAGCAGCAACAAUAAGCAUUUGAAUUCUAUCAAUAUACAGCACAUUGCAAACUCAAUAAGAACCCACGGCACUGGUAUAAUGAACACUACGGUCAACUUUACAUAUCAAUUCUUAAAAAAUAAAUUCUUCACUUUUUCUCAAUUUAUGUAUGACGAACAGAUUAAAUCUCGAUUGAUAAAGGAUCUUCGAAAUUUCAAGGAAAGUGCGGGGGAUAACGGAAACAUUUAUGUGUAUAAGAAUGCAGAAAAGUUCAAUAAAGGCAUUAAAACUUUAGGACUCGCUGAAGACGGGCAAAGCUAUUUAGAUUUGUUCAGAGAAUUAAUCAGUCAAAUUGGCAAUGCCAUGGGAUAUGUCCGCAUGAUUCGAUCAGGCGGGAGGCAUUGUUGUUGUGACGCUACUGCGUUCCUUCCCGACCUCGAAAUCAGGGAUUUUAAAAAAUUAUGUGAAGAGAACGAAUUGGGAGAAAAAACAACUCGUUCAGCGGAAAAUUUAGACGAUAAUAUUGACUGUCUCGUAUCUAACUUUAUUCAAGGAACGGAGUACUUCAAAUUACUGGUAGAAGUGUUUGCCCCAGUGUUUAGAAAUCCUAAAAAUGUACACUUAAAAAACUUUUUCAUUAUCGUUCCGCCUUUGACGUUAAAUUUUAUAGAGCAUAUGAUUUUAUCUAAAGAUAAAAUGUCGAAAAAGAACAAAGCAGGAGCAUCAUUUACCGAUGAUGGUUUUGCGAUGGGUAUCGCAUAUAUUCUGAAGUUGUUGGACCAGGAUUCCAAUUUUGAAGCCCUGCAUUGGUUUGACUCAAUUUGGAACCAUAUAAAAAAAGAAAGAGAAAUUAUCAAUGAGCAGAAAAGUAAAGGUCCUUUACAAUUACAACAAGCGUUGGCUCUCAGUGAAAAGAAGAUAAAAACUCUUGAAGAAGAAUAUAAAUUGUUAUAUUAUAGUCUUACUAGUGCCAGAAUAUUCUUUAAA
Messenger RNA from Brenthis ino (lesser marbled fritillary), 3270 nucleotides. Lineage: Eukaryota; Metazoa; Arthropoda; Insecta; Lepidoptera; Nymphalidae. The record is from the annotation of a GenBank genome assembly.